Molecule: messenger RNA, 1991 nt
Organism: Lagopus leucura (white-tailed ptarmigan)
Lineage: Eukaryota; Metazoa; Chordata; Aves; Galliformes; Phasianidae
Gene: CIB2
Product: calcium and integrin binding family member 2
Exons: 6
Coding region: 345-908 (187 amino acids)
Molecular function (GO): calcium ion binding
Source: RefSeq, a predicted model, not a curated record
CGCUGAGGCGCGGAGCGGAGCGGCUGCGAAGCCGUUCGUAACCGUACAGCCCCGCGGGCUGGGAGUCGUGAGAGCUCUGUGUGGAGAAGCAUCUGAAAUACGGAGAGAAUGGCAUCGCUGCCUUCGGAUGCCACCUGCCUGUGACUGCAGCGCCCGCCUCCUAGGUGUGCUCGAGUGAAAGGUUUUCCGGUCCCGCUUCCUUCCGCAGCACGAAGCAUUUCAAUGCAGGCUUCGCGAUUCUGCCGGCGCGUUCGCAGGGAAUCCGUGCUCUAAAUGCCCGCCGCACAGAGCAGCCCGGCUGCUUCCUAUGGGAUGCAUCUGCAUAAAGGAAGAAUUCUUCUAAGAUGGGUAAUAAGCAGACAAUAUUCACUGACGAGCAGCUGGAUGCCUACCAGGACUGCACGUUCUUCACUAGGAAAGAAAUCCUUCGGUUGCAUGGUCGGUACCAUGAAAUGGCACCAAACGUUGUGCCCAUGGACUAUACAAAGGAUCCUGAUGUUAAACUACCUAUGCAGCUUAUAAUAAACAUGCCUGAGCUAAAGGAGAAUCCCUUUAAGGAAAGAAUUGUGGAAUCUUUCUCGGAAGACGGAGAGGGGAGCCUCAGCUUCAAUGAUUUUGUGGACAUGUUCUCUGUGCUCAGUGAAAUGGCUCCCAGAGAGCUCAAAGCUAUCUAUGCCUUUAAGAUCUAUGAUUUUAACACAGAUAACUUCAUUUGUAAAGCAGACCUGGAACAAACCCUCAAUAAGCUGACCCGAGAAGAGCUAACAGCAGAAGAAAUCACUCUGGUUUGUGAGAAAGUGAUAGAAGAAGCUGACAUGGAUGGUGAUGGCAAAUUAGGAUUUGCAGAUUUUGAAAACAUGAUUUCCAAAGCACCGGACUUUCUCAGUACUUUCCACAUAAGAAUCUGAAGAACUGUGUGUGAGCCAGUGUUGUCAGAAUGAUUUCAGUCCAGCCUAUCUGAAUCUCAGGCGCUCUGGGGGCUUCUAUCCUCUCCUUGUGGCUUCUUAGAACUCAAAAAAUACUGAAAUGAUUCUGGUCUGCAAAGAGAGAGAAGCUUCAUUUCAUCUGCAGGAUAUUUGGAACAGUCACGUUUUUAUCUUCACUGCUGGCGUUCUGGCAAAGAUGGCUGAUUGCUGGGUUGUGGUUACUCUUUUUCAUUUUUCUUUUUUUUUAACAGACAGAAUCAGAAUGUUACUAAAGGUAUUUCCACAAUUUUUUUGUAUUUAUGAAUAUUUAAUACUGCUCUUACAAGCAAAAAAAAAAAAAAAAAAAAGAAAGAAAGAAAGAAAAAAGCGAUUAGCUUGGGUGAAUUCUCCAAGAAAAAAAAGCACGGGCCUUAAAUAAUGAGAUGCCUCUAUCACUGUGUUGUACAGCUGGGGAUCUUGCAUGGAAAUUAUCUUAUGUGAAAGGACAGCAGUCAAGAUCCAAUUCCCAGUGUUGAAGACAACCACAUCCCGGGUUUGCCCUUCAGUCACUGAAAUGGCAGUUGCUGGGUUUGGUGCUUACCUUCAACUGAUAUUUUACGGAUUGUCACGUCCUUAUGAAACUUGAAAUGUUUGCAUUUUGGAUAUGAUUACUGCAUAUGUGAUUCGUUUCUUCCCAAGAGAAACUUUGAGACUGUGUCCUUGUUCUCAGAGGGAGUCUUGCAUUGUACUCAUUCUGUGGUCUGAUAACGUUGAAUAGAAGAAUCCGAUCAUCUGUAAUCCUUGAAGGAAUUAAAGAAGCACAGCACUAUUACUGAGGACAUAAAAAGACCUUUUCUAUCUAAACCAGCUAUGCAAUCUUUCCCAUAAAGUGCAUGAAAGCAGCUCAGUAUUUCUCUUUCCUCUCCAGCUGGAAAUCAGCUAUAUUUGUUCUUUUUUUUUUUAAUUCCAGUACUGUUUAGGUACUGGGGCCUGAAGACAAUCACACAUGUAUUACUGUUCUAACAGUCAAUAGAAGGGCUCUGUCACUUACAUGGCUUCUGUAUCAAAGUCAUAACUAUUAAAACU